AUGCCCCUAUGGAAGACGAUCAAUCAGGACUAUUGCGUGCUCAACGAGCUCUGCGAUGUUCACUACCCUCGCCUCAUGAGCAACAUGCGACGUCAAUCCGAAGCGUAUGCCAAGCAACGUAGCGACAGCAACCAGAUGGCACCCGAAGCGCCUGGCUCCAGGAUCGCCGUUCUCGAGGCCUCCAUCCAGGAAUUGGCAGAGUUGAAAUGCCAGCUCUCUUCGGUCGUCGAGAGAGUGCGCAACAACCUGCUCGCCUACGCCCUCUCCGAGGACUUCUCCGAGCACGAGCUGGCCAAGGUGCUGCAGCCCGUGGCCCUUCGCGCCUAUGCCUACCACGUCGCUGAUCUGCUGGGCAAGUCCAAACCCAAGGAUCCCUACACCCCCUUCCACGCGAUCAUUCAAACGCUCGAGCAGGCUUCCAAUACCUACAAGAUCGUCAAGUUGCUACACUACCCUACCAUUACCAAGACGGCCUUCCUUCUGUACGAGAAGACCAAGGGCAAGCCACAGAAGGAUCUGUCGAAGGUGACCCUCCCCAACUGGCCAGGCAUGUACUGUUGCUUCCAGAGUCUGCGCAAGAUCAAUGACUGCAUCAAGCAAGAGGCCACUCGCUCCAACGGAGGACUGUGCGCCGAGGAGGCCAGCUUCCUGGAAACCAAGAUGCAGAUCAUCAAGUGCUUCCUUUUCAACUCGCCCGAGGCCCACCAGUCCAUUCAGCCGAAGCAGGUCGAAGAGUUGGACUUUGACGUCACUCCGUUCCUGCACAAGCAAGAGUACGAACUCAUGUUCGAGUUCCUGUCCGCCUCUGAUUACGUCAUGGACUCGUUCAAGAGGCUCGUCACCGACCACACGCCCUACACGAUUCACAAGAUCGACGGCGAUGGCAACUGCUUCUUCCGGGCCGUUGUCCGGCACACGUAUCCCAACAUCACGCGCGCCUGGGAGGACGCGCUGAGCCUGGGUCUCAGGAAGCGACUCAACACGGGCUCCGAGAGGGAGAUGCAGGCCCACGGCAAGGGCGCUGAAUAUCAGUUCCACGGCUUCGUGAUCGAGAACGUGAACGAUUCGCUCACCAUGGCCAAGGCCGGCGUGUGGGCCGAUCACAUCCAGGUGCAAAAGCUGUCGCAGAAGCUCCAGCGACCGCUUGAGCUCUUCACCUUUGACGACGUGGCCCUCCGCAUGGACAGACAGGGCAAGUUGCGUCCCGGCAAGGACUACAUGAUCGGCACCGAGUUCGGAGGGCCUCCCAUCUCCUUGUACUACACUCCGUCGCCUGGCCACUACGAAGUCAUCUCGCUGCCUCAGCCGGCCGAGUUGCAGACUUCUGUGGAAGAGGACCUGCAGCAGAUCGAAAGCAUCGUGUCCAGCACUCCGCCUCCGCACCUCGAGCUGCCCGCACAGCUUCUCUGCAGCGUCUACUUCCGUCUCGAGGCCGAGGUCGGUCUCAUUGAAGAGUGUGCACGCAGUGGGUGGCUUUCGGCUCGCGAGAUCAAGCAGGCCAUCGAUGCCGAGCUCCGCGAAAGGGCCGGCGUCUUCUUUGCGCGCUUCUUCCGCUAUCGUCAGAUCAUCCUGCACCUCGGCGUGCCCUACCUCCUCAAGUACCUGGACCAGAAGCCCGACUUCAACCUCCACGCGGAGGUGCUCUACCAGCUGCUCGAGCCCAAGCCCGACUCGAUCGAGUCGCUGCUGACCAGGCUCUCGAGCCGCGUCACCCACGCCUGUCCCGCCGGCGUGCUCGCCACUGCCCAGCGCGUGAGUGCCGCUGCCCAGCAACAUCAGCAGCCCACCACCAUCGUGAUCGGCUCACCGCCGGCGCCUCCCGCAGCGCCCGUCAAGGCCACCCCAACGCCGACCCCGGCCCUGCGCCCGACCACCGCAAUCACCACCUCGCCGCUCCUCCUCGCGGCUUACAACACUCCCAUGAUGAACCCCUCAGCACAAGUCUACUGCACGCUGCCGCCCCCGCGCGAGGGUCCACUCCUGGCCUCUCCCCACACCUCCGGCAUCCCGUCGGACAAGCUGCAGCUGCGCGACAGCUACGUGACGGGCGGGUCGCUCAAGGCCCUGGCGGAAGCGCUGGCAGACACCAACUUCGACCACGUCAUGCUGUACCGAUGCCGCUUCGACGCCUCUGCCUGCCAAGUACUGGGCGAGGUGAACGCCUGGCCCCUGUCAUUGAAGAGGGUGGAGCUCCACAACUGCAUGCUGGAGGACAGGCAGGUGGUGAGUCUCAACAACCGCGUCAAGCCGCUCGGCUGCACCGAGGUGCCGCGUAUGCAGUAG
Acanthamoeba castellanii str. Neff is the source of this 2283-nucleotide messenger RNA. RefSeq lists its product as uncharacterized. Bases 1 to 2283 code for a protein of 760 amino acids. The transcript has 12 exons. Lineage: Eukaryota; Discosea; Longamoebia; Acanthamoebidae. The record is from RefSeq and is a predicted model, not a curated record.